UCAAAAAGUAAAUCAUUCACUUUUCGUCAGUUUUAUUGACAAUCAUGCUAAAACUUGUAAUUUUCAUUACAUUUUUCGUCAUUGUGCGAUCUCAGUCAAUGACUGAAGAAACAUCUUCACCGUACGCAAACUCAGAGAAUAAACAAUCAUUGGAUGAAUUGAUAUCUGAACCGAAAAGUGAUAAUGAUAAUAAUCGUGUCAUUGGAGACAAUACCCAGAUUAACGGUCAAAAUAUCGAUGUCAAAAGUAAUAGUCAACAAGGAAGCGGUGGAACUCAAAAUCCGGAGUCGUCAAAUUCGUCAAAAAAUCCCUGUGAUGUUGGCGAGUGUAUGCCAUUCGAUGAAUGCGUCAAUGGAACCUUAGAAGAUCAAUCGGACGCCCGUAGUGCUCAAGUGGAAAAUUCCAAACCAUGUGGUGGUUUGUUUCGCAUAUGUUGUUCAGAGCGUGCAAAUAAAACUGUCGUCCCACAGAUAAAUCUUGGCUGUGGCAUUCGGAAUGUAGAUGGUGUUGGUUUUCGUACCCCAAGCAGUCUAGGCAAUGUGGCUCAAUUCGGCGAAUUUCCGUGGACUGUUGCCAUUUUAAAAGAGGAAAAAGCAUUAGACGAACAAAUUUUUAAUGUUUAUGUUUGCGGUGGUUCUUUGAUCGAUCCGGGUGUCGUUCUAACUGCUGCACAUUGUGUCGACCAGAAAGAUCCGAAAAUUUUGAAAAUUCGUGCCGGCGAAUGGGAUACACAAACAAAAGAUGAACCGUAUCCCCAUCAGGAUCGUGCUGUCCGCGACUAUGUCAUUCAUCCGGAAUAUCAUCACGGUACCUUGUUCAACGAUAUUGCAUUGCUGUUUCUCAUACAACCAGUUGAAAUUGCUGAAAAUGUAAAUACUGUUUGUUUACCUAAUGCCGAUGAUAUUUUCGAUAACGCUCGUUGCUUUGCAUCGGCUUGGGGACAAGAUAGAUUUGGUAAAGAGGGCAAAUAUUCAGUAAUUUUGAAAAGAGACGAACUACCAAUCGUGCCGCGGGAAACAUGUGUUCAGAAAUUGAGAGAGACACGACUUGGCCGACAUUUUCAAUUGCACUCCAGCUUCAUUUGUGCCGGUGGCGAACGCGGUGAUACUUGUAAAGGCGAUGGUGGCAGUGCACUCGUUUGUCCUAUUCCAAAUGCACCGCAUCGAUAUGUACAAACAGGAAUCGUGGCUUGGGGCAUUGGAUGUGGUAAUUCAACGCCAGGCGUCUAUGCAAAUGUACAAAUGUUCCGGAACUGGGUGGAUAAACAGAUGGAAUUGAAUCAUUUGACCAUAAAGUCUUAUUUAUACCGCUGAUAAAAUAGCACAAGGAACUAAUAGAGUUCGACUAUCAACUGUUUCUCUUUUUGUAUUCAAAUCAGUGUUUUUGCAGCAAAUAUAUUUUGUCAUUGAUCUUUCUAAUCUAUUU
Molecule: messenger RNA, 1425 nt
Organism: Contarinia nasturtii (swede midge)
Lineage: Eukaryota; Metazoa; Arthropoda; Insecta; Diptera; Cecidomyiidae
Product: phenoloxidase-activating factor 2-like
Exons: 7
Coding region: 45-1313 (422 amino acids)
Biological process (GO): proteolysis
Molecular function (GO): serine-type endopeptidase activity
Source: RefSeq, a predicted model, not a curated record